AUGGCUACUGCAGCAGUAUCAACUCCUGUACAAAAAAACCAGAAGGGGCUCGUGCCCUCCCUCAAGGUCGGCGGAAGAGUUCCCCUCACUCCUUCGCCGCGCAACUCCAUCAACCUAAACUCGUCGCCGUUCAACCCUGAGGAGUCCCUUGGCAAAGAUGCCAAGGGUGCUUCCAAACCCACCUACAGUGGAAACUUGAUGGCUCAUUAUGGACGAUCCUCAUCAUCAUCCACUGGCUCUCAGCGAGAGUCACAGCGUGAACAGCCAGAACCCAAGUUCAACAUUGCUCGUGUGGUCCAUCCUCCCCGCAAAGCUCUUGCGCUCGGGGUCUCCGACUACGCACUCACUGGCACCGGCCUUCCUCUAAGCCCCAAAAACUCAAAGUCGAAGAAGGGCUCGAUCCAACAGAAGCCAUCCAAGACGACAGUCAACUACGGUGGUGACCGCUUCAUUCCCAACCGGGCAGCUAGUUCUGCAAUCGCCAACACGGGCUCAAGCAAAAUUAGUGGCCCUGAGAAGAAGAAAAAGAAGCGAACUCAGCCAAGCGUCUCAGAGAGGCCGGCAGUGCCCGAGCCCGAAGAGGAGGAGGACACUGCUUCUGCUCUGGAAGGUUUGAGCAUCCUCGAUGAUGAUGCCGAUGAGAGCUACUCUCGCCCCUCUCCAAACACCGUUGCCUACCAAGAUUCACUCGCAAAUGCCUGUGGUGUGAGCCUCAAGACUCGCAUCCUCGAAUUCAAGCCUGCUGCCCCAGAGUCAUCCAAGCCUAUUGAUCUACGCCAGCAGUACAACCGACCUUUGAGACAUGCUGGUUCCGGCUCCGCCCAGGCUCGCCGACGCAUCGCUACCGCCCCCGAGCGUGUUUUGGACGCUCCUGGUCUGAUUGAUGACUAUUAUCUCAACUUGUUGGACUGGAGCUCUGGUAACCAAGUUGCCAUCGGUCUGGAGCGUAGCGUCUAUGUCUGGUCUGCAGAUGAGGGCAGUGUAAGCUGCCUCAUGGAGACUACCCCCGACACAUAUAUCAGCAGUGUCAAGUGGUCCGAAGACGGUGCCUAUGUCGGUGUUGGCCUCGGCACUGGCGAGGUUCAAAUCUGGGAUGUGGCUGAAAAUUCCAAGAUUCGAAGCAUGUUUGGACAUGAUACCCGUGUUAGCGUCAUGGGUUGGAACAAGCAUCUGCUUUCUACCGGCGCCCGAAGUGGCCUUGUUUUCAAUCACGACGUCCGUAUUGCCGAACACAAGGUUGCCGAGCUGGUUUCACAUACCUCUGAGGUCUGCGGCCUCGAAUGGCGAUCCGACGGCGCACAGCUUGCCACUGGCGGUAAUGACAACCUGGUCUCCAUCUGGGAUGCUCGUUCCCUGUCUGUGCCCAAGUUUACAAAGGCCAACCACAAGGCAGCUGUCAAGGCGCUCGCAUGGUGCCCCUGGAAUGCCAACCUGCUCGCCACCGGCGGUGGUUCUUACGAUCGCCACAUUCACUUUUGGAACUCGACUACUGGUGCGCGCGUCAACAGCAUCGAUACCGGCUCUCAAGUCACCUCUCUGCGCUGGAGCCCCCACUACCGCGAGAUUGUGAGCUCGAGCGGCUUCCCAGACAACUCUCUGAGCGUCUGGAGCUACCCUACCCUGGUCCGCAACGUCGAAAUCCCUGCUCAUGAGAGCCGUGUCCUGCACAGCUGCCUCAGCCCCGAUGGCCAAAUGCUGGCCACCGCCGCCGCUGAUGAAAGCUUGAAGUUCUGGAAGAUCUUUGAGAAGAAAGCUGGCGCUGGUGCCGGCGCUGCUGGCUCAGGCUCUUCUGGAAAAGCCGACAUGGUCAAGCAUAUGACAAUUCGAUAG
This is a messenger RNA of Trichoderma virens Gv29-8, 1830 nucleotides long. RefSeq lists its product as uncharacterized. Gene Ontology annotation, molecular function: protein binding; ubiquitin ligase activator activity; anaphase-promoting complex binding. The record is from RefSeq and is a predicted model, not a curated record. Lineage: Eukaryota; Fungi; Ascomycota; Sordariomycetes; Hypocreales; Hypocreaceae. Gene Ontology annotation, cellular component: anaphase-promoting complex. Gene Ontology annotation, biological process: positive regulation of ubiquitin protein ligase activity; anaphase-promoting complex-dependent catabolic process; positive regulation of anaphase-promoting complex-dependent catabolic process. The coding region runs from base 1 to 1830 and encodes 609 amino acids. The transcript has a single exon.